Nerophis ophidion (straightnose pipefish) is the source of this 1766-nucleotide messenger RNA. RefSeq names its product extracellular serine/threonine protein kinase FAM20C-like. NCBI's taxonomy places the organism in Eukaryota, Metazoa, Chordata, Actinopteri, Syngnathiformes, Syngnathidae. Gene Ontology annotation, biological process: protein phosphorylation. The record is from RefSeq and is a predicted model, not a curated record. Gene Ontology annotation, molecular function: phosphotransferase activity, alcohol group as acceptor. Gene Ontology annotation, cellular component: Golgi apparatus. The transcript has 13 exons. Bases 201 to 1763 code for a protein of 520 amino acids.
GGGAAAGAAAGAAGAAGCCGACUACAAAAGACUCCACAGCUUCCCUCUCAUCAGGCACACAGACAUGCCUGAGGAGAUGAGGGUGGAGACGAUGGAGCUGUGUGUGACAGCCUGCGAAAAGUUUGCCACAAACAAUGAGGUGAUACUCAAUGAUCCUGUUUGACUGCAGCAGCAGGUAAGAAGGCUCCACUGACAAAAGGAUGAUGUGGCGAAUGUGCCGUCGCUCCAGGACAAUCUGUCUGUCAUUGGCACUCAUCUCCAUUUUCCUGCAUCUUCUCCUGGCGCUUGUCUCACUUUCCUUGUACCGUCAGCCCUGUGACGCCCCGCUUACACCAUGGACACACAUCUCGUCUAUGGGUAUCGGUGGUCCGACCACAUCACCGACCUCUACCGAGAAUCGCGUUGGAAUGCCUCGUAACAAACUCCUGUCGGCAAAAAGUGAAGGAAUCGCGCCGGUGAAAGCACCCCUGGCUGAACAACUGGCGGCCGGCCUGUCGAAACUGGCGGCGUUGUUUGAUCACCCUCUUUACAAUGUCCCCACCACGGCCAUGCGUGAAGAUGACUGGCUGCUAAGGGUCAAACCAAAGCAGAAGUCUGAAAGGAGCUCCCAGAUGUGGGUGAGCGCGAGCCAAGAAGGCUACGACCACUGGAACAGCAGCAGCAACAGCCAUCCCCCCUGGCUGCGCUUUCACCUCGGUAUCUCUCGUUGGCAACUCUACCCCCAUCAGGACCCCAACAUGGACUCCGUGGUCCAGCAGCUGGCCACUCACCACAUCAUUAGUGCAGUGCAGAAGACCGGAGGUACACAACUGAAGCUGGUGAUGUCAUUUCCCAACUAUGGGAAGGCCAUGUUCAAACCCAUGAAGCAGGAGAGAGAUGACGAAACCGACUACAAUCUCUACUACUUCUCCGAUUUCGAGCGUCACAACGCUGAAAUCGCAGCCUUUCACUUGGACAGGAUUUUGGGUUACAGGAGAGUCCCUCCUGCCGUCGGGAGGCAAGUGGAUGUUGUCAAAGAGAUCAAAAACAUCACCACCGAUCUCAAGCUGGCCCGGACGUUCUUUAACUCUCCCGUGGGAAACGUGUGCUUCUACGGCCGGUGCUCUUACUACUGUUCAACAGAGCAUGCCAUCUGUGGCCGGCCCAGGAACCUUGAGGCCUCCUUGGCCCUCAUGCUGCCCGACCUCUCCCUGGCAACCCGGAGGAGCUGGAGGUCCCCCUGGAGACGCUCCUAUAGCCGCAGUAAACUAGCAAAAUGGGAGACAGAACCAGACUACUGCUCCACCAUCAAAAAGACAGCUCCAUACGACAAAGGUACCAGACUGGUGGAUUUUAUGGACCUGGUCAUACUGGACUUCCUGAUGAGCAACAUGGACAGACAUCACUAUGAAACCUUCGAGAAGUUUGGCAACAAUACUUUCUUGCUGCAUCUUGACAACGGACGGGCAUUCGGGCGUCACUCCAAAGACGAGCCAUCAAUCCUCGUGCCGUUGGCGCAGUGCUGCAGAAUGCGUCGUUCUACCUGGCUACGCCUGCGCCUCCUGUCGCUGCCGCAGUAUCGCCUCAGUGACGUCAUGCGGGCUUCGCUUUCCCACGACCCCCUGCACGCAAUCGCCCCGCUGCUGACUGAGCCCCACUUGGCCGCUCUGGAUCGGCGCUUGAAAGUCGUGCUGGAGACCGUAAGCCGUUGCGUGAAGCGCCAGAGCGAAGGGGGCAGUGAUGAGGUAUUCUACGAGGACCUCGAUCACCUGAAGGACAUGUAAAGU